AUGGGAGCAGCCAUGGACCUGCGCUGUGGGGUCCUCAUCUGCUUUCUGCUCUUGGGAGGCACGGAGCCAUGCUGCUCACAGACCAUUUGGAGCAGUGAGACCAGCUCCCUGUUGCCCUCUAGGCCCCCCGUGGUGGUGGAGUGUCUGGAGGCCCAGCUGGUGGUCACUGUCAGCAAAGACCUUUUCGGUACUGGGAAGCUCGUCCGGCCUGCAGACCUCACCCUGGGUCCGGAGAACUGUGAGCCCCUGGUCUCCGCGCACAUGGAGGAUGCGGUCAGGUUUGAGGUCGGGCUGCACGAGUGUGGCAAUGGGGUGCAGGUGACGGACAGCGCUCUGGUAUACACCACCUUCCUGCUCCACAGCCCCCGCCCUGCGGGAAACCUGUCCAUCCUGAGGACUAACCGUGCCGAGAUUCCCAUCGAGUGCCACUAUCCCAGGCACAGGAACGUGAGCAGCCAGGCCAUCCUGCCCACCUGGGUGCCCUUUAGGACCACGAUGCUCUCAGAGGAGAAGCUGGUUUUCUCCCUCCGCCUGAUGGAGGAGGACUGGGGCUCUGAGAAGCGGUCCCCCACCUUCCAGCUGGGAGACGUAGCCUACCUCCAGGCCGAAGUCCACACUGGUAGCCACGUGCCACUGCGACUGUACGUGGACCACUGCGUGGCCACGCUGACACCGGACCGGAGCGUCUCCCCUCGUCACACCAUCGUGGACUUCCACGGCUGUCUUGUGGAUGGUCUCUCUGAUGCCUCUUCGUCCUUCAAAGAGCCCAGACCCAGGCCAGAGACCCUGCAGUUUACAGUGGACAUGUUCCACUUUGCUAAUGACUCCAGAAACCUGAUCUAUAUCACGUGCCAUCUGAAGGUCACUCUGGCAGACCGAGUCCCGGACCAGCUAAACAAAGCCUGUUCCUUUAACAAGUCCAGCAGGAGGUGGUCCCCCGUAGAGGGCACUGCUGACAUCUGCCGCUGUUGUAACAAAGGCAGCUGUGGCCUUCCAGGCCGUUCCAGGAGGCUGUCCCGUCUAGAGAGAAGGGGGCGCAAGUCUGCUUCCCAAACCCGAAAUCGCAGGCAUGUGACCGAAGAAGCAGAGAUCACCGUGGGGCCUCUGAUCUUCCUGGGAAAGGCUGGUGAUCCUGGGGCGGAGGGGUCCACAUCCCCUCACGCCUCUGUGAUGCUGGGCUUCGGCCUGGCCACGGUGCUCUCCCUGACUCUGGCUACCCUCGUCCUGGUCCUUUCCCGGAGGCGCCGUGCUGCUUCCCGCUCUGUGAUCUGCCCUGUGCCUGUUCCCCAAUAA
Neogale vison (American mink) is the source of this 1293-nucleotide messenger RNA. RefSeq names its product zona pellucida glycoprotein 3 (gene ZP3). Gene Ontology annotation, molecular function: acrosin binding. The transcript is spliced from 8 exons. Gene Ontology annotation, biological process: binding of sperm to zona pellucida; positive regulation of acrosome reaction; egg coat formation. Bases 1 to 1293 code for a protein of 430 amino acids. Lineage: Eukaryota; Metazoa; Chordata; Mammalia; Carnivora; Mustelidae. The record is from RefSeq and is a predicted model, not a curated record. Gene Ontology annotation, cellular component: extracellular matrix.